This is a messenger RNA of Protopterus annectens (West African lungfish), 603 nucleotides long. RefSeq lists its product as uncharacterized. NCBI's taxonomy places the organism in Eukaryota, Metazoa, Chordata, Ceratodontiformes, Protopteridae. The record is from RefSeq and is a predicted model, not a curated record. Bases 1 to 603 code for a protein of 200 amino acids. The transcript is spliced from 5 exons.
AUGAUACAUCAGAGGCAUUCUGUCAAUUCAUGGAUAGAUGCACCCAGAGAUGUAAAUAUUGAAAUACAUCCAAACUGGCAGGUGACGGAAGGAAAUAAAGUUAAAAUGAACUGUGUUGUGAACAGUAGCAAUCCAGAAGCUACAGUGACCUGGAUGAGAAAUAACACAAAGUAUUUGGAGACUGACAUGCUGUACUUCAGGAAUGUCACUAAAAGAGCUGCUGGAGAAUACAAGUGCGUUGCUAAAAAUUUCCAGGGACAAGCAGAAUCAGCAACUGUUAUAUUAGAUAUUUUAUCGGCUAAAGCUGUUCCAGAUGAAUCCAUCAUAACUACUAUCAGUAUUACAUCAUCAAAGCCCAUAAUACCUAUCGUUAUUGUAGUCAUGUGCAUUUUCAUGUUGCUGCUGAUUAUAACAGCUGUUAUUUGCUGGAAAUGGUGUCAGUCAAAAAAGAGAAACAAUGCCUUGGCUAAUGCUCCUAUAACAUUCAAGAAAAAGGCAAAAUUAGGAUAUUCUCCAAUAAAUUUGGAUACUUCAGGAUCCAAUUUUAAUAUUUCCCAGUAUUUGAUAACUAUUUCUUUCACAGAAUUUAUAUCCUGUGUAUAA